Mobula hypostoma (lesser devil ray) is the source of this 2230-nucleotide messenger RNA. Its product is annotated as integrin beta-3-like. Bases 77 to 2230 code for a protein of 717 amino acids. Gene Ontology annotation, cellular component: cell surface; focal adhesion; integrin complex. The transcript has 13 exons. Lineage: Eukaryota; Metazoa; Chordata; Chondrichthyes; Myliobatiformes; Myliobatidae. The record is from RefSeq and is a predicted model, not a curated record. Gene Ontology annotation, biological process: cell migration; integrin-mediated signaling pathway; cell-matrix adhesion. Gene Ontology annotation, molecular function: fibrinogen binding; integrin binding; fibronectin binding.
UCAGUAUUUGAGAGGUAGCAAACGGGGAGGCUGCCACAUACAGCCCGGGAGCGUCUGACUAUCCAGAACCAGCGUGAUGGGAGUGCACAGCCUGCGGGCGAGCUUGGUCGUUCUGACAGCUCUUCUCUGCAUCUCCGCUGUCCGGGGGAGCAAUAAGUGCAAAGGAGCAUCAACAUGCGCAAAGUGUCUGGAAAUAGAGCCAUACUGUGCCUGGUGUUCACAGGAGGAUUUUGGAGGAAGCAGUGCUUCACGAUGUGACACAAAGAAGAACUUAAUUCAAAAAGGUUGCAGAGAGAAUGCGACAGAAUUUCCACAAGGCUCUUACAAAAUUCUUCAGGAUGUACCUCUGAGUGAGAAAGGCUCGAGUGACAAACCAGAUAAAACUGUGCAAUUCACUCCUCAAAAGAUUGCCCUCAACCUGCGCCGAGGGGAAUCCAAGUCGUUCGCCGUACAUGCACGUCAGGUCGAAGACUAUCCCGUCGACAUCUACUACCUGAUGGAUGUCUCUUACUCCCAAAAGGACGAUUUGCAAACCAUCCAGAAACUUGGCACACAGGUGGCCGCCGAGAUGGCCAAGAUGACCAGCAACCUGCAGCUGGGCUUUGGUGUUUUCGUGGACAAACCCAUGUCACCGUACAUUCAUAUGACAUCAGAGGAGGAAAUCAAAAACCCUUGUCUCAGUCUCAAUAGUAAGUGCAUCCCUCUGUUUGGAUUUAAAAAUGUGUUGAAACUCACAGAAGAGGUGAGCAGGUUUAAUGAAGAAGUGACCAAACAGCAGGUUUCACGGAACCGUGACACACCUGAGGGUGGGAUGGAUGCCGUGCUCCAGGUCUCGGUGUGCAAGGAGGAGAUUGGCUGGCGCCAGGAGGCCACCCACAUGCUGGUGUUUGUCACUGACGCCACCUCGCACUUGGCUCUGGAUGCGAGGCUGGCUGGCAUCGUGCAACCCAAUGAUGGGCAGUGCCACAUGGGUCAAGACCAUGAGUACGAUGCCUCAACGACCCUGGAUUACCCAUCACUUGCUCUACUGACUGAAAAGCUCACAGAAAAUAACAUCAACCUCAUCUUUGCUGUAACUGAUGUAGUCACUGAAAUAUACAAGAAUUACAGUCGAAUGAUUCCAGGCACCACCGUUGGAACAGUCUUCAGGGAUUCAAGCAAUGUCCUGCAACUCAUUAUUGAUGCUUACGAGCAAAUCCGUUCCCGGGUAGAAUUGGAAGUUUUGAAUCUGCCGAAAGAGCUGUCGGUAUCCUUCGAUGCUUACUGUGGGAGUAGCAAGUUUAUUCCAGGACAGAGAUUUUGUUCAGGGCUUAAAAUUGGAGACACAGUGAAUUUUACAGUGAAAUUGGAGGCCGUGGAGUGUCCAAAAGAUGAGAAGAUGAAGACAUUUACACUGAAACCAAUUUCGUUCAAGGAUGCUUUGGAGAUCACUGUCAAUUUCAGUUGUAGCUGCGACUGUGAGAGUGAAGCAGUGGAGAACAGCACAGUGUGCUCCAAUGGCAAUGGGACCUACGAGUGCGGAAUGUGCAAAUGCAACCCAGGCCACUUUGGGCCAUUCUGUGAGUGCAUGGAAGGGGAUGGCUCAAUGAUCACACAGGAAACUUGCUCCCCAAAGAAAGGUGACCCCAUUUGCAAUAACCGUGGGGAGUGCAUUUGUGGACAGUGUGUGUGCCACAGCAGUGACUUUGGGAUCAUAGGUGGAGAGUUCUGCGAAUGUGACGACUUUUCCUGCGGACGCCACAGGGGAAAGCUGUGCUCAGGCAAUGGUCGGUGUCAGUGCGGAGAGUGCAGAUGCUUCCCUGGCUGGACUGACAGUUACUGCAACUGCAGCACCAACACGGACAACUGCUUGCCCCCGGUAGGCCCUAUGUGUCACGCUCGGGGCUACUGCAAUUGCGGGAAGUGCAUAUGUACAGGAGGGGCAUACGGCGAUCAGUGUGAGAAAUGCCCGACCUGUCCUGAUGCCUGCGACUUCAAAAAGAGUUGUGUGGAAUGCAAGGUUUUCAAUAAAGGCAAGCUGAAGGAGGAGGAUAAGUGUGAGCAGGUGUGCCAAGAUGAGAUCCGAACUGUGGAGACGCUGGCAGAUAUCAACUACCCGCUGUGUAAAAUACUUAUUCCUUUAGAGCUGCUUUCUCAUUUGAAAUUUAGUUACACUUUGAGAUACAGCAGUUACAGGCCCAUCUGGUCCAGCAAGUCCACACUUCCCAAUUCCACCCAUGUGACUAAAUAA